CCAUAGUAGAGAAGAAUCAUAGAGCAAACGAAAUCACGCUAAACAGUAUAACCAAAGCGCGAAUUCUAAUUUUGUUAGCAUGUGGCGCGCUGAAAUCUGAUGUUCUCGGCAGGUGGCGAUCCCAACUUUCAGUACUCAACUAGCCCUGGGGGAGAGUAGACGUCGUUCGCGCGCUUUUGCCGCCUAAUUCGAAAUUCGAACGGUUGAUAUCGUCAGUAAAAUGUUUAUUUAACAGUCUCUUAGUUGACAGUUCGAAUAUAAAAAAAUAGUGCAGUGUUUUUUUAAAGUGACAAAAUGUUGGGACAAGGAGUUGUUAAGUUUUUAUGUUUACUAGUGACGUUUUUCGGGGGUGUAACGAGUCUUCGUGACGUCAUGCUCCUUGUCCAGCCGACUACAGUGAUCAGAGGCGGUACAGCUGCGCUGGUCUGCUCUCGAGACAUGCAGGGCGCACCUCUCUACUCCGUCAAGUGGUACAGGGGCAACCACGAAUUCUACAGGUACACGCCCAUGGAAGAACCUGAUACGAGGGUGUUUGGCCUACCCGGGAUCUAUGUCGAUAUGAACAGAUCGAACGGUACUCAGGUCUUACUGCGACGACUCGACCUGACCUUGGCUGGCAACUUUAGCUGUGAAGUGACUGCGGACUCCCCGUCCUUUGCCACGCAGGUCGCCACCAAAUUCAUUGACGUCAUAGCAUUACCGCCAACGGCUCCUGUGCUGAAGGCGGACAAAGAUCGGUAUCAACCGGGAGAGGUGCUGCGAGCUAAUUGCACGUCAUCACCAGCGCGACCAGCUGCUAACCUCACCAUCUACGUCAACGAGGAGCCUAUCCGUUCGUCAGAGACCAGUCUUCACCCAUCAGAGAGCGGUCUUCUCUGGACGUUGGUGAAGGCUGACCUGAAGGUGACCCCUGACCUCUUCGUGGGAGGACGGCUGAGGGUCGCCUGCAUCGCCACGGUAUAUGACGUGUACAGGAGCUCAGCUAACCUGGACUUCUUUACACCAGACACAGAUCCGCGACCAGAGAGAAUAACUCUCAACGGCGCAUCAAAAUGCUUCCAAAGUUGGAUUCUAGUACUCUUACUCUUCCUCCUACCAGUAGUGAUGGGGCAAGACAUCUACACCUUCUUGGACUACGACGAUUACGAUGAGAAGUACAUCCCCGCUGCAAUCGCAUCACUAGUUGGCGGCUAAAUUUGAAUUAUGAUUUAGUUUUAAGAAUACGAAUUUAGUCUGAUAAUUAUAAAUUAAAAUAGAACACAAUACUUGAUUAAGCACUAUAGGUCUUUUUCUGAUUUGAUGUCAUGUUGUUACAUUGUAUUCGUUAAGUUUAAGUUUAGUUUUAUUGUUAUUUUAUAACUUUUCAUCAUCUACGACGCUUUUUGUUAUCAUGGAAAAUGCUGUAGAUAAAGGUUUACCUAAACAGUAUGCAGAUGUUUAACAAGCCAUAGAAAACUUAGUUCAGGGAAAGACUAGUAUAACGUAUUAUACGAAUUAUUGGUUCUGCAAGGACAGUUGAAUGGUAUAAUAUCACCACGCCACUGACCAUUGUAACUUGGCGCGUGUUUUACACAGGAUCUACAUCACGUCUAUGAAAUUCGGUUGGCGGCUAUUAAGAUGCCUGAUCUCUGAUGCCGAAGGGACUCGUGGUUAAGCUGUCCUUGAUACUGUCAGUCCGUGGGUGAUCGGCUAUGUCGUAACGAAAUCUUCUGUGUUUCGGCAGGCACGUUAAAUUGUGGGUGUUUAUUAUAUAUUCUUGACAGUCGUUACGGGUAGUGAGAAGCUAGAAAGUCUUACAACCUAGUCUCACUAAGGGAUAUCGUAUUGCCCAAGUGACUGAGUUGAGGAGGUCAGAUAGGCAGUCGCCUCUUGUAAAACACUAGUACUCAGCUGCAUCAGGUGUGAUAAAGGUGACUGGCUACAAAACAAUACGUAUUAAUCUUCUAGCAUCAUUCCAAUGAAAUAAAAAGAAAAUUAAAAGUACAACUUUCAUUAAAACAAAAUGCGUUGUAAUCGGCAAUUCUAAUUUAGUCUAAUUAUUUUUUAAUUAGUUAUAAAAUAUAAUUGUACACAAAUGCAAGGAUUAUUUUAUGUAUGGUCAUCAAUUGCGCACACAAAUUAAAUGAAAAAGGAGACAGCAUUUUUUGUGUUGAGAUUGUUCAUCCAGAGUUAAUGUAUUUAUUUACCGUUCCAUUCUUGUUUACGUAAAAAAAAAUAUAUUCAAGAUAAGUUACCAAUUAGUUCUGAUUCUUGAAUUUCUCAAAAUAUACCUAUAGACGGCAUCUCGUAUAGCCCACCGUUUUCAAAGCCGUCUGGCAGCGGGGAAGUAAUCCUCUAAAAGAUGAGUGCUAAGGUGAUCAGUAAGUUCUCCUCAAAUUAUCCCUAUUUACUUGACUUUAAAAGUAACAUUCAAUUUUAGUGUCCAUUUUCUAACAAUUGCGUGUGCAAUAGAUUACUGCAUUCGUCUUAUCUACUCUUUCUCACUUUUUUUUUUAAAUCGUCUAUUGUCACAUUACACAUGAAUUGUCACAAUUUGUACAUUCCAUUUCUCACAGUAAGUCUUUGUGUAAAUAGUCUUUCUAUUAUAAAAUGUUAUAAGGUAAUUGUGAUAAAUAUUAAAGGCGUCAUGUCUACAUUAAGCGUAGCGGGGAAAUUAAAUUUUCAUUGUAUAUUGUGUAAAAAAUAUUGAUAAAAUUAUAUUUUAUUUUGCUUGUCGUAGUUAUAUGAAGAUAUACCAAAUAUUAACUAAGCGUUUGACAUAAUGAUGAGAGUAUUUUGUUUUGUUGUCUACUCCUGCAUAUUUAAAUGUAAGAACGUACUGCAAAUUGUGGUUAUAAUGAGCUGGACUGGGGUUUAUAACAACUUUAUAAAUAGUCUUCUAUUAUUUGACAUAUUGUUGCAAGUUUACGUUUGAAGCUAAUUUUGGUCCCUUUGUGUCCGAGGCAAACUAAAAUUUUCUAAAAUAUAAUUUAAAUCUUAGUUAAAACUCUUGUUCAACAUUUCUUUUCAGUACUGUAGUUUUGUAACGUAGUAUCCUUGAGCUGCCAGUUCAGAGUAUUAUACAAUAUCUGGUUUUCGGUAGUUACAAAACAUGACUCUUUAGUUAUCUUUGUUUCUUACAAACGUAUCGGAUUACCGUCCAUUCGGUUAACACGGCAAAGAGUAGUUAAUGUACAACCUGCGUUUUUAGUUGUUUAAGUAUAUUUUAUUGUUACAAUGUUAAGGGAAACCCAUACUAAUUGUGAUGCCAGCCAAGCAGUACUGCUUCGCUACCAAAUUAGGUUAACAAGUGGCGCCCAACGUGGGACUACUUAAAGUUUAGUAUACAGUACUCGUUCUCUGCUUGUAAGGCAUUUUGUGGGACAGUAACAGGACAUAGUUACUCAGAUUCAGUAAAAUUAGGGCUUAAUUCCGACUUAUUUCAUUUCCUUCAUUAUUCUUAACUAUAGCCUACAAUGGAUGAUACUCAGAAACAAUGGUACAUCGAAUAUUUACUAUACACUUUAAGCACUUUUCAAUGAGAAUUUCUAGCAAAUCGUGAAAGGUUCAUAACAUUAAAUCCAACCAACGAGGUUCCUUUUAUGAAUUAGUUCCGUGGCUUUUACAGAGAUGGCGCUGUUAUAAGUCUUUGUUAGAGUAGCAAAUAUUGUGAACGGUGGUGAAUAAAAAAUAUUAUUUUCUUAAUGAAUGAUUACAAUAGUUUUAAAGUGCAUGAUAAGGAAAAAUGAUUUUUGAUGUUUUGUUAAUGGAUAUUCUGAUCUUACAAAAACAAGAAGUGGGUCAAAAUAAUAAUAUUUAUUCAAAUUGAUACAAUUAAGUACCUUUGUAUUUUCAGUGUUUUGUUUCAAAAAUAUGAGGGUAAAUUGUCUUACAGUGUUCAAAUAUAAAAAAAAUACAUGUUCACCUCUGAAAUUAACAAA
Messenger RNA from Trichoplusia ni (cabbage looper), 3920 nucleotides. RefSeq lists its product as uncharacterized. Bases 295 to 1194 code for a protein of 299 amino acids. The record is from RefSeq and is a predicted model, not a curated record. Lineage: Eukaryota; Metazoa; Arthropoda; Insecta; Lepidoptera; Noctuidae. The transcript is spliced from 6 exons.